Molecule: messenger RNA, 1717 nt
Organism: Andrographis paniculata
Lineage: Eukaryota; Viridiplantae; Streptophyta; Magnoliopsida; Lamiales; Acanthaceae
Product: serpin-ZX-like
Exons: 2
Coding region: 227-1393 (388 amino acids)
Molecular function (GO): serine-type endopeptidase inhibitor activity
Source: RefSeq, a predicted model, not a curated record
UUAAUAUUUUUAAACUGGCGUCCCGAUGCCUGCAAAAUUGAUUCCCAACCCGCCCCGUCUAUGUCCCACCAUCCUGUCCCAAAAAGGCGCCACGAAUUCCCUCCCUAAAAGCGUUUCUCAAUCAACUUGGCAGUAUAUUUUUUCCCGUCGCCCUCAAUCAAUAAAUACAUUACAUUAGCGUAGCUUAGCUGCGAAGAAACACAGAGAUUCGCCUCCGACUCCGACAAUGGACGUCCGACAAUCACUCCUCAACCAAACCGCCGUUUCCUUGUCCCUCACAAGCCACGUCAUCUCCUCCAAAGCUAAGGACUCCAAUUUCGCCUUUUCCCCGCUUUCCAUCCACGUCGUUCUCGGAUUGAUCGCCGCCGGGUCUGGCGGCCCGACCCGCGACCAACUCCUGGGCGUCCUCAAGUCCAACUCUCUGGAGGACCUCAACUCGCUAUCCUCGCAGUUCGUGGCGCUCCUCUUCGGCGACGGCAGCCCUCUCGGCGGCCCUCGCUUGUCGUUCGCCAACGGCGUCUGGGUCGAUCAGACCCUAAGCUUCAAACCGGCCUACAAGGAAAUUGUCGAGAACAACUACAAGGCUGCUUCCAAUCGCGUUGAUUUUCAGACCAAGGCUGCUGAGAUAACGGGAAAGGUGAACGCAUGGGCUGCAAAGGAAACAAGUGGCCUAAUCAAAGAGAUACUUCCGGCGGGUUCUGUCGAUGCUUCCACAAGGCUACUUCUCGCAAACGCAGUUUAUUUCAAAGGAGCUUGGGACAAAAAGUUCGACGCAUUCAAAACCAGCCACCACGACUUCUUUCUUCUAAACGGGACUUCAAUCCAAUGCCCUUUCAUGACCAGCACUAAGAAGCAAUUCGUCCGAGCUUUCGACGGCUUCAAAGUGUUGAGGCUACCGUAUGCGCAGGGCCAAGAUAAGCGCAAAUUCUCGAUGUACAUCUUUCUUCCGGACGCCAAGGACGGCUUUUCUGCAUUAUCCGAGAAAAUGACCUCUGACCCGGAAUUCAUCGAGCACCAUGCUCCGUUCCGACAAGUAGAAGUGAAAGCUUUUCGCAUCCCCAAGUUUAAGAUAUCGUUCGGGUUCGAGGCCACGGAAAUCCUCAAGGAAAUGGGUGUGGUGCAUCCGUUCUCUGGCGGGGGUCUGACGGAGAUGGUCGAGUCUGCGAACAGCCACAAUCUGUAUGUGUCGAACGUCUUCCACAAGGCGUUCAUUGAAGUGAACGAAGAAGGCACCGAGGCUGCGGCUGUGACGGCUGGUGUAGUGAUGUUGUGUUCGAUGGAGAUGGAGGAGGAGGUGGAUUUUGUAGCCGAUCAUCCGUUCCUGUUUGUGCUGCGGGAAGACAUCACCGGCGUUAUUCUCUUCGCCGGACAACUGGUGGAUCCUCGUACUUGAGGUAUCUUGUGUCGUGUGUGUAGAUAUGUAUAUAUGUAAUAUAGAUUAGAUUUUUUGAUUGAAUAGAGUGGCGAUGGCCUGUGUGGGGUUGUCUGUAUUGUGUUUGUAUUCGUGUUUGUGUUCGUGUUCGUGUUGUCGGAUCGAUGAAUAAGAGCACUGUUAAAAAGUAUGCUAGUAGAAAAAAGAAAUACAGAGAAUAAUGUUCAAAACAAUGCUAGCAUCGUGGGUAUAGGUAUUGGUGUUUGCUUCUUGUUAGGCAUAUAUAUAUAUGUAUAUAUAUUGGAGCGGCUUCUCUUCUGAUAUAGAGGCAGUGUUAAAAUUUUA